Molecule: messenger RNA, 3752 nt
Organism: Ceratosolen solmsi marchali
Lineage: Eukaryota; Metazoa; Arthropoda; Insecta; Hymenoptera; Agaonidae
Gene: Taf2
Product: TATA-box binding protein associated factor 2
Exons: 19
Coding region: 53-3715 (1220 amino acids)
Biological process (GO): transcription initiation at RNA polymerase II promoter
Cellular component (GO): transcription factor TFIID complex
Molecular function (GO): zinc ion binding; metallopeptidase activity; RNA polymerase II general transcription initiation factor activity
Source: RefSeq, a predicted model, not a curated record
UAAAGUAUAUGUAGUUAUUUUGUUUAUCGAAUGUUCAUAUAUUAAUGAAAUCAUGAAAAAAGAACGAACGGCCGACAAUAGUCGGCCAUUUAAAUUAGCGCAUCAAGUUGUUAGCCUAACCGGCAUAAGUUUCCAGAGAAAAAGUAUUAUUGGUAUGGUUGAAUUGACAAUUGUACCAUUGAGAGAUACACUUAGAUUAAUUCAUCUUAAUGCAAAGCAAUGUAGAAUAUAUAAAGUUUGUUUAAACGAAUCGUACGAAGCGCCCUUUCAAUAUUUUGAUCCAUUUUUGGAUAUUUCACAGGGAGACGAUAGACAGCGAUCUUUAGAAUUUUUUUCUAAUUUGCACUUGGCUGCAGCUCAAAAAGUUGAUCCAGAUAAUAAUGCUGGUGAAUUACUUGUACAAAUACCUCCAGAUGCAGCUCAUUUAGUAGAAGAAGGUAAAAAUCUUAGGGUAGGAAUAGAAUUUUCUUUAGAGCAACCACAAGGAGGAGUUCAUUUUGUUGUUCCAAACUGUCCUGGAACAUUGGCCGAGAGAGGAGCUCAUAUGUAUACCUACAGCUAUGAAAAUUCAUCAAGACUGUGGUUUCCUUGUGUAGACAGUUUUGCCGAGCCAUGCACUUGGAAACUUGAAUUUACAGUUGAUGAUGCAAUGACUGCAGUGUCGUGUGGUGAUUUAGUCGAAGUAGUAUAUACUCCAGAUAUGAGAAAAAAAACUUUUCAUUAUGUGCUAAAUUUACCCGCUUGUGCUCCAAAUAUUGCUCUUGCCGUUGGACCAUUUGAGAUUUUUGUAGAUCCUUAUAUGCAUGAGGUAACACAUUUUUGUUUACCUCAACUUUUACCUUCGUUAAAAGUUUCAGCUAAAUAUAUGCAUGAAGCCUUUGAAUUUUACGAAGAGACUUUAUCAAAUAGAUAUCCAUACUCGUGUUAUAAACAAGUUUUUGUAGAUGAAAUUGAUGAAGAUAUUAAUGCAUAUGCAACAAUGAGUAUAUUGAAUACAAAUUUAUUACACUCAACUGCUAUCAUUGAUCAAGUAUAUAUUACUAAAAAAGCAAUGGCACAGGCUGUAGCGGAACAAUUUUUUGGAUGCUUCAUAUCGAUGCAAAAUUGGUCAGAUACAUGGUUACCAAAAGGAAUUUCUACCUAUCUUACAGGAUUAUAUGCAAAAAAGUGUUUUGGAAAUAAUGAAUAUCGCGAAUGGAUUCAAUCGGAAUUGCGGGAAGUUGUGAAAUAUGAGGAACGCUUUGGUGGAAUAAUACUCGAUCCUUCGCAACCACCUGCUCCGUUACCAGUAACUGCAAAUACACCGGCUCCAACGCCUCGAAUACCGGAUCCUGGCUUUUAUUUUCCAAUAAGAAAUUUACAUACAAUGUCCCCUAGAUAUAUUGAAGUUCUUCGUAAAAAGGCACAUUUAGUCAUAAGGAUGCUGGAGCAUAGAAUUGGACAAGAACUUCUAUUGCAAGUAUUUAAUAAACAGCUAUCGUUGGCUACUAAUGCUGCACAACAAAAAAUCGAUUCUGGAUUAUGGUCUCACAUGUUAAUUAGUACUAAUGUAUUUACAAAAGCAAUUUUUACUGUUACUGGUAAGGAUAUGGCAGUGUUCAUAGAUCAAUGGGUUAGGACUGGAGGUCAUGCUAAAUUUACUUUAAGUUUUGUAUUUAAUAGAAAAAGAAAUACGGUUGAACUUGAAAUUCGACAAGAUAUUACACAUCAAAAAGGAAUAAGAAAAUAUGUCGGUCCUUUAUUGGUAAAUAUUCAAGAACUUGAUGGGACUUUCAAACAUACGUUACAAAUCGAAGGUACUGUGGCAAAAGCAGAUAUAACCUGUCACAGUAAAAGUCGCAGAAAUAAGAAGAAAAAGAUUCCUUUGUGUACAGGAGAAGAAGUAGACAUGGAUCUUUCAGCAAUGGACGAUUCUCCAGUUUUAUGGAUUCGUUUAGAUCCUGACAUGACAUUGAUGAGAGCUGUACAAAUUGAACAGCCAGAUUAUCAAUGGCAAUAUCAAUUAAGGCACGAAAGAGACGUUACUGCUCAAUUAGAAGCUAUCGAAGCUCUACAAAAUCAUUCAACUCCAGCUACUAGAUUGGCUCUUACAGACACAAUUGAAAACGAACAUUGUUAUUAUAAAGUUCGACUUCGAGCUGCUCAUUGUUUAACAAAGGUUGCUAAUGCAAUGGUAGCAACAUGGGCUGGACCACCUGCUAUGCUGGCCAUAUUUAGAAAAUUAUUUGGUUCAGCGUCCUGUAGAAGAAUUAUUAAACAAAAUAAUUUUACCAAUUUUCAACAUUACUUCCUUCAAAAAACUAUUCCAGUAGCAAUGGCUGGUUUACGAAAUGCACAUGGAAUUUGCCCCCCGGAAGUACUUUCUUUUCUUAUGGAUUUAUUUAAAUACAAUGAUAAUAGUAAAAAUAGAUAUUCCGACAAUUAUUAUAGAGCUGCUCUUAUCGAAGCACUUGGAGCUACUGUAACACCUGUUAUCAGUAUUCAACUAGGAACUGCUAUAACCGCUGAAUCCUUAUCAAUAGAUACAAAGGCUAUUUUGGAAGAAGUAACAAGGCAUUUAAAUUUAGAAAAAUUGCUACCUUGUUACAAAUAUACAGUCUCGGUUGUUUGCUUAAAAGUUAUUCGAACUUUACAAAAAUUCGGACAUCUUCCUAGUAAUCCUCUUCUAUUCAGAGAAUAUGCAUCGUAUGGCCAAUUCAUAGAUGUAAGAAUAGCUGCACUUACAGCUUUAGUCGAUUUUACAAAAGUCGAUGGUAAAUGGGAAGAUUUAGAAUUUUUAUUAGACAUGGCUGAAAAUGAUCCACAUCCUGGAGUACGUCACAGAUUAGUUAGACUAAUGGUAGAAAAUCCUCCAUUUGAGCGGGCUCAUAAACAUAGAUUGGACAAGCCAGAACUAGUUAAUCGCAUAUGGAAUCUUAUAAACUGCAUGCUUUCUCACGAUCCAAAACUUCGCUGUGACCUAGUUGAUUUAUAUUAUACUUUAUAUGGGACGAAGAUGCCACUCUGCAUUCCUAUUCCAGAGUUAGCGAUGUUAACAAAACCAAAAAAAGUUGUACCAUUACCCUGUUCCAAUAAUGAUGAAUUGUUAAUACCUAUGUCGCACAUUAAAAGCGAACCUAUUAAUGAGCCGGAUAUAAAUAAUGUUUCUGUAAAUAAAAGAAAGGCAUCUCCAAUUAAAGAAGAGUCCGGAAUCUCAAAUGUACCUGAACAUGGAGCAGAAGUAAAACGUCAAAAGCAACAUCAUGAUGAUCAGCGUACAAAUUGUAACAUAGACGGUAAAACAAAAUCUGAAUAUUAUAGCGAUAAUUCGGCAUCUCUACCUGGUAUUUUGGGCACUGGUGGCCCUGUUGGUUUUGAACCCGGAAUGUUUAAGAAAGAACCAGACGAUGCAAAGACGAAAGGAGAUGCGACAAACAAACCUAAAAAGAAGAAAAAAGAUAAAAAGAAACACAAACAUAAACAUAAACAUAAGCACGAUCAUAAGCAUGGCAAGGAUAAAGAUAAAAAAGAUAAAGAUAAAGGAAAAGAUAAGGACAAAGAGAAGGAUAAGGAUAAAGACAAGGAGACGAAAGAUAAAGAGAAAGAUAAGGAUAGAAAUAAUAAGGAAAAGGAUCAAUCAGGACUUUUGAAAGUGAAGGAAGAAACAUUGAGUUCAGCUAGUUCGAGUCCUAGUCCAGAUGCAUCAACAGUAAUGAGUGAAUUUAAUUUUCCAUAAAUUAAUAGUGCAAUUUUUUUAUUCAGAUUGUAAUCUA